Messenger RNA from Tachyglossus aculeatus (Australian echidna), 1754 nucleotides. RefSeq names its product corepressor interacting with RBPJ, CIR1 (gene CIRSR). NCBI's taxonomy places the organism in Eukaryota, Metazoa, Chordata, Mammalia, Monotremata, Tachyglossidae. Bases 45 to 1433 code for a protein of 462 amino acids. The record is from RefSeq and is a predicted model, not a curated record. Gene Ontology annotation, cellular component: nucleus. Gene Ontology annotation, biological process: negative regulation of DNA-templated transcription. Gene Ontology annotation, molecular function: transcription corepressor activity. The transcript has 10 exons.
GCCGACGAUCCACCACUACCACCACCACCACUACCACCGUCACCAUGGGGAAGUCGUUCGCCAACUUCAUGUGCAAGAAGGACUUCCAUCCCGCGUCCAAAUCCAACAUCAAGAAGGUAUGGAUGGCCGAACAGAAAAUAUCAUAUGAUAAGAAGAAACAAGAAGAAUUAAUGCAACAGUAUCUUAAAGAACAAGAAUCUUAUGAUAACAGGUUGCUUAUGGGAGAUGAACGUGUGAAGAACGGUCUUAAUUUCAUGUAUGAAGCCCCACCAGGAGCCAAAAAGGAGAAUAAAGAGCAAGAAGAAGCAGAAGGAGAGACUGAAUAUAAAUUUGAAUGGCAGAAAGGCGCCCCACGAGAAAAAUAUGCCAAAGAUGAUAUGAACAUCAGAGACCAGCCAUUUGGUAUCCAGGUGCGAAAUGUAAGAUGCAUUAAGUGCCACAAAUGGGGUCACGUCAACACUGACCGAGAGUGUCCUCUGUUUGGUCUUUCUGGAAUCAACGCCAGUUCAGUUAACAGUGAUGGUUCAGGCCCAUCAAUGCACCCCUCCGAGCUAAUAGCGGAGAUGAGAAACAGUGGGUUUGCGCUGAAACGAAAUGUACUGGGGAGAAACUUGACCGCAAAUGAUCCAUCACAGGAAUAUGUGGCAAGUGAAGAUGAAGAAGACCCAGAAGUUGAGUUUUUAAAAUCGCUGUCAACUAAACAAAAACAGAAACUUCUCAGAAAAUUAGAUCGGCUUGAAAAGAAAAAGAAAAAAAAGAGAAAGGAUAGAAAGAAGAAGCUGCAAAAGAAGAAAAGCAGAAGUAAGCAGAAAAAGCAUAAGAGCAGCUCCUCCUCCUCCUCGUCUUCCUCUUCCUCCUCCAGUGAGACUUCAGCAAGCAGCAGUGAGAGUGAGAGUGACAGCAAAGAGAGAGGAGCACAAAAGAAGAUGUAUUCUAAGAAGAGAAAAAAAGACAAGUUUUCAGAGGUUAGCAGCAGUGAUUCUGAAGGGAAGGAAAAGUCUCUGAAGAAAAAACUUGACAAUGAGCCCUCCAGUAGUCACGGCAACAAGGAAAAAACCAAGGAGAAGACUCAUCUUUUAAAGCAGGAUAGUUCUAGGGGGAAUGAUAAAUGGCAGUACCGUGGUUCCGACCGAAAGUCCAAAAGGAGAAACCAGAGCCCAGACAAGAGGGAAUCUGAAAGGAAUGAAGGUAGCAGGAGCCACGGCAAGGAUGAGAGGAGUGGGAGAAGUCACGGCAGUUGCAGGCAAACAAGAAAAAGGCCAAGUCGAAGCUCCAGUGAAGAGCGGCACAGGAAAAAUGAAGCCCGGAGCCGUCACACAGAUGUGCAGAGAGAGGGAAAGAAAUACGGAGAGAACUCUGGAAAUCAGUAUAGUAAGGUGGAACGUAGAGAAAGAAGCAGAAGUAGAAAUAGAAUGGAGAGAGAGCGUGUGUGACGGUUGCCAGGGAAUAAAAAUCUCUCUACUCUUUUUUAAUACCUUCAAGCAAGGGCUAAAUUGUGCACUGUUGUCUUUCUAAUAAAAAAGGACUGUUUUCAUUUUCCACUUCUAUAAACUGUCAUUGCAUGCACAAAACUGCAGCAGUACCGUAAGAAUGAAUCUUGUGAAUAUUUGUAAGUAACCUAUUUUGACUGUAGACGUUUCUUCUCCCGGUAAAUGUUUCUUCCUCUCUUGCACCGCUUAGGCCGCGUAUAACUUUGUAAAUGCCAUUUUCUUUUAUUUGAAAUAUCAUUAAAAGAGGAAUGACAGCACCCUGAA